AUAUGUGAUCCGACCAAGCUCUCUGUCACCACAUGCUUCACCAUUAAUUACUGACAGAAAAUACUUUGGUCAUAAUACAAGAGUGAGCAACAGCCAUACAUACUCUCUGAACCGAGAUAGCAGAAUUCUCAAACCAAAAAUAUCCCAGGAUUCUACAGUUUCUGCCCCAGCUGAGGUUUGUUUUUAUGUAGGGAUGAAUAGUG
This is a messenger RNA of Candidula unifasciata, 203 nucleotides long. NCBI's taxonomy places the organism in Eukaryota, Metazoa, Mollusca, Gastropoda, Stylommatophora, Geomitridae. The record is from the annotation of a GenBank genome assembly.